Molecule: messenger RNA, 2567 nt
Organism: Helianthus annuus (common sunflower)
Lineage: Eukaryota; Viridiplantae; Streptophyta; Magnoliopsida; Asterales; Asteraceae
Product: katanin p60 ATPase-containing subunit A1
Exons: 7
Coding region: 718-2295 (525 amino acids)
Biological process (GO): microtubule severing
Cellular component (GO): microtubule cytoskeleton
Molecular function (GO): microtubule severing ATPase activity; microtubule binding; ATP binding
Source: RefSeq, a predicted model, not a curated record
CAUCCACAUGACUAACUCCCUCAAUUCAAAAAGAAUUUUGGAUGGUCUUAGUUAAGCGGAUGAUAACAACAACAUCUAAAAACCACAAGAACCCAUAUACAAAAAAAAAAAAAAAAAAAAAGCCUUUUGAAUAAAACUAGUAAAAGCGAUUAAACAAACCAACAAGUUUGAUAUGGACCAACCCAUUUAGAAGUAUAUUCACAUAGUAAACCGAAUCAAGUAUACACUAAAUUGAAACUCAUAAAUUUCGUGUUAGGUUGAUAUGGUCAUCAUUAUCAUCAUACUCAGUAAAUUUCAUCAAUGGCAAAAUUAAGAUAAGAUUAGAGAAGAAUAAGAUGUAGACAGCCUUACCUCUACUCCGUAGGAAUAGAAAGACUGCUUUUAAUAAGAAAUACGUAAAAGGUUGACAUGGUAUUUGCUUAAAUUCGAAAGAGUAAAAGUUGAAAAGGAAAAAUAAUCAUAUUCUAGAACUGAUAACGUCAAAGGUCAAACCAAAAACGUAGGCACGUGGAUUGCACGUCACAUAAGUCGUCAACGAGCAUAACAAAAUGGUCAAAACCACACACAGUCAUCUCCAUCGUUAAAAACUCGCCGUCGUCCUCUGCUCCGGCCACCGUCCGCCACCGCAUUUCUUCUUCAUCCUCACACAGUCCAACAAUACUACUCAAAACUCAACAAACAAACCCUCGGUUUGACCUCUCGUAGCGGCAAUUACACAUGGCAGGCACAUCGCUUGCCGGAUUACAGGAUCAUCUCAAAUUAGCCAGAGAAUAUGCACUCGAAGGACUGUACGAUACUUCCGUUAUCUUCUUCGAUGGCGCCAUAGCUCAGAUCAACAAGCAUUUAAGCACUCUGGAUGAUCCUAUGGUCCGUGCAAAGUGGACAAAUGUAAGAAAAAACCUGUUAGAGGAAACCGAGGUUGUAAAGCAAUUAGACGCUGAAAAGGGGUCUUUGAAGGAGACUAUAAUGGGCAGAAGGCCUUCUUCACCUCCAAUUUCCGCAAAGAAAUCAUCUUUCGUGUUUCAACCAUUGGAUGAGUACCCAACUUCUUCCGGUGCUCCUCCCAUGGACGAUCCGGAUGUGUGGAGACCGCCAAGUCGAGACACUUCAACUAGAAGAUCCGUAAGAGCUGGUCCGGGGGCUACAAGAAAGACGGCACAGGACGGGGCUUGGGCUCGCGGUUCUGCCACGAGAGGCGGUGCAACGGCUCGUGGAGGGAAGGCUGGUGCUUCUAGCAGGGUUAACCCGGGAGCUAAAACAUCAACUACUGGGAAGAAAGGAACCGGUUCAGGAAAACCAUCCACAGGGAAGGAUGAUGCUGUGAACGGUGACGGUGAAGAGGGGAAGUCAAAACGUGGGCAGUAUGAAGGCCCUGAUGCUGACUUGGCGGCAACGCUCGAAAGAGAUGUCUUAGAUGCCGCCCCUGGAGUGAGAUUUGAUGACGUGGCAGGACUGAGUGAAGCCAAAAGACUACUAGAAGAAGCUGUGGUUCUUCCACUAUUGAUGCCUGAUUAUUUCCAGGGAAUCAGGAGACCGUGGAAAGGUGUUCUUAUGUUUGGUCCACCUGGCACUGGGAAGACACUACUAGCUAAAGCCGUUGCUACCGAGUGUGGCACCACAUUCUUUAACGUUUCUUCUGCUAGCUUGGCUUCCAAAUGGCGCGGAGAGAGUGAACGCAUGGUUCGAUGCUUGUUCGAUCUCGCCAGAUCAUACGCACCAAGCACAAUUUUCAUCGAUGAAAUCGAUUCUCUUUGUACUUCCCGUGGAGCCUCAGGGGAACACGAAUCUUCUAGAAGGGUUAAAUCUGAAGUUUUAGUUCAGGUGGAUGGUGUAAACAACACAGGCACUAAUGAAGACGGUAGUCGCAAAAUCGUGAUGGUUUUAGCAGCUACAAAUUUCCCAUGGGAUAUUGAUGAAGCAUUAAGGCGACGUCUGGAAAAGAGAAUUUAUAUUCCUCUGCCUAAUUUCGAGAGUAGAAGAGAGCUAAUAAAGAUCAAUUUGAGAACCGUUGAGGUAUCUACUGACGUGGACAUUGAUGAGGUGGCUCGUCGAACAGAGGGAUAUAGCGGUGAUGAUUUGACAAAUGUAUGCCGAGAUGCUUCCUUAAACGGGAUGAGACGUAAGAUAGCAGGGAAGACACGCGAAGAAAUUAAGAACAUGUCUAAAGAAGAUAUCUCAAAAGAUCCUAUUGCAAUGUGUGACUUUGAAGAGGCUAUCACCAAGGUUCAGCCUAGUGUAUCUGCUGCUGAUAUCGAACGCCAUGAGAAGUGGUUUGCUGAAUUUGGAUCUGCUUAAUAGGGAUCAGAGUCAAUGCAGGUUCGUGAACUACGUUUUUUAUCUAUUCUCUUUUUUUUUCAUGUUCUGCAUGUUUUGAGUGCUGAAGUGUGAAAAAUACCAUGAUUGCUGUCAAUUAGUUUGUUUUGUGUAUCUUUAGGAGUGUAACCUUGCACGGUUGUAACUUUCUAUUUAAUUUGAUCCUACUUGUAGUCGAUUCCAGAAUCGGUUUACUUGAAACACCACAGUUGCAGGGUGUUAGAAUGUAAAUGGUAUGCUUCGCUUGUAUAAUC